AUGGGCUGUGAUGGAGGAACCAUUGUUCAGAGGAGAGACCUCAUUGUAAAAACAAAAAAGGAAGAAAAGAAGGCUGAUAAAGAAUCUGUAAAUUAUGCUGCUUGGAAUUUAUGUCGGUUAACAAAGGAAAAUCUUUCCGAGCCUAUUGUUGUGGAUAAAAUCGGUUAUUUGUAUAACAAGACGAGUUUGUUGGAAUGUUUGGUGGAUAAGAAACAAAAGAAGAAACAUGAAUCGGUGAUUGGACAUGUUUCAAAAUUGAGUGAUUUAUUGGAGGCUCGAUUGGAGAAGAAUCCAAAUUUUGUGGAGGAGCCUUCCGAUGAUCAAACAACCAUUGAUAAAACAUCUGUAACGAGGAGCGGAACAGCAAGAUUUAUUUGUCCUGUAACAAAGGAGGAAAUAAGAGGACAAUUUCCGGUGUAUAUUAUUAAAUCAUGUGGACAUGUGAUUAGUGGCGAGGCUUUGGAUUUGGCCAAAAAGGAUGGAUAUUGUAUGCUUUGUGAAAAACCUUUUAAUGCAGAUUCUGAUGUGAUGAGAUUGAAUCCGGAGCCUGAGGUUGCAAAUCAAUUAAUAGAAUCACUCAAAUCAUCGGCGUCAAAUGAAAAGAAACGAAAACAAAAAUCAUCAAAAGAGGAAAAACAAAAGAAGAAACAAAAAGAGGAUAAGAGCUCAACACUCGUGGUUCCUACAAACGCCAAUCCAGAAGUUUACAAAUCCAUAUUCAGCUCAGCAUCGAACGAGUGA
Messenger RNA from Naegleria lovaniensis, 741 nucleotides. RefSeq lists its product as uncharacterized. The coding region runs from base 1 to 741 and encodes 246 amino acids. The record is from RefSeq and is a predicted model, not a curated record. Gene Ontology annotation, cellular component: nucleus. Gene Ontology annotation, biological process: site-specific DNA replication termination at RTS1 barrier; mitotic DNA replication termination. The transcript has a single exon. NCBI's taxonomy places the organism in Eukaryota, Heterolobosea, Eutetramitea, Acrasida, Naegleriidae.